Lemur catta (Ring-tailed lemur) is the source of this 3706-nucleotide messenger RNA. RefSeq names its product G protein-coupled receptor 157 (gene GPR157). Lineage: Eukaryota; Metazoa; Chordata; Mammalia; Primates; Lemuridae. Gene Ontology annotation, biological process: cell surface receptor signaling pathway; adenylate cyclase-activating G protein-coupled receptor signaling pathway. The transcript is spliced from 4 exons. The record is from RefSeq and is a predicted model, not a curated record. Bases 133 to 1143 code for a protein of 336 amino acids. Gene Ontology annotation, molecular function: G protein-coupled receptor activity. Gene Ontology annotation, cellular component: plasma membrane.
GCGGGCGGGGCGGGCGCCGGGACGCGAGCCACGGGCGCGUUGGUGCCCAGACGGCGGCAGUGGCCGCUUGCUCGGCCCGGCGUCUGUCCUCGCGGCGACCCCGCGCCCCGGCCUCCUGGCCCCGGGCCGGCCAUGCCGCCGCCCGCGCCGCCCACCGUGCUGGUGCCGUCGGAGCGCGCAGUGGUGCUGCUGUCGUGCGCCCUCUCCGCGCUGGGCUCGGGCCUGCUGGUGGCCACGCACGCCCUGUGGCCUGACCUGCGCAGCCGGGCGCGGCGCCUGCUGCUCUUCCUGUCGCUGGCAGACCUGCUUUCGGCCGCCUCCUACUUCUACGGGGUGCUGCAGGACUUCGCAGGCCCCUCGUGGGACUGCGUGCUGCAGGGCGCGCUCUCCACCUUCGCCAACACCAGCUCCUUCUUCUGGACCGUGGCCAUCGCCCUCUACCUGUACCUCAGCAUCGUCCACGCCGCGCGCGGGCCCCGCACCGACCGCCUGCUCUGGGUCUUCCACGUCGUCAGCUGGGGGGUUCCACUGGCCAUCACCAUGGCAGCUGUCGCUCUAAAGAAGAUCGGCUAUGACGCCUCGGACGUGUCUGUGGGCUGGUGCUGGAUCGACCUGCAGGCCGAGGACCGCGUCCUGUGGAUGCUGCUGACGGGGAAGCUGUGGGAGAUGCUGGCGUACGUCACCCUGCCGCUGCUGUACCUCCUGGUCAGGAAGCACAUCAACAGAGCGCACGAGGCGCUCUCAGAGUACCGGCCCAUCCUCUCGGAGGCGCACCGCCUGCCGCACCACUCCUCCGCGGCCGAUAAGAAGCUGGUCCUCAUCCCGCUCAUCUUCAUCUGCCUCCGGGUCUGGAGCACCGUGCGCUUCGUGCUGACCCUCUGCGGCUCCCCCGCGGUGCGGGCACCGGUGCUGGUCGUUCUGCACGGUGUCGGGAACACGUUUCAGGGCGGUGCCAACUGCAUCAUGUUUGUCCUCUGCACGCGCGCCGUGCGAACCCGGCUCUUCUCCCUCUGCUGCUGCUGCUGCUGCUCUUCCCAGCCUCCCGCCGACUGCCAGGCUGGCCCUUGCGAGGCCCCUGCACCCUCCAAGCUGGGAGAAUCACAGGAAUCCAGCCGGACCCCAGAGGGACUUCCAAGCACCUGAGCUGCUGCCCUUCCUAGUUCUGUGCACAGGGGCUGCCCUCGUGCGGACAGGUGCUUCUGUGAGUCCCUUGCGCAGGGCGGGGGAGUGGGUGUCUGCUGCCCUGGAAGCCCCUGCUAGUGAAGCCCCCCACCCCGGUGGGGACCAGCUGCCAACUCAGCUUCUACCUCCUAGACUCUCAGGCGUCGUGUGCCAGUCGCACUGUGUCCUGGCACACUGGGGGUCGUUCAUCUGCACGAGGGUAGCAAUGAGAGUCAGGGAGACCAGGGGUCCAUGGUCACUGCCAAGGUGCCUCUCGUCCAGCUGCCCUCAGUGUCCUGAGGACCUCACAGCACUGUUUACAAUUUGAGGGACCCACAUCUGUACACCCAUCUGUGUAUGAUUAAAUAAAAUGACAGCGAUGUGUCCCCCACCCAGACAUCAUGAAGCAGAUUCCCUGGAGAGUCCGGCUUUUCCUGGACAGCUUUGCUGGUCAACAGAGAAGCCAGUUACCUUUAAGCAGGUUGAAGUUUCCCUUGAGGUUGUGUGGUGACCACCACGUAUGAGCACAACCCAGCACAGCUGCUCAGGGACAGCCAGUCCUCUUGGGGCGUCCUAGAUCCCGUCAGUGGGUCAACAACCCUCGACGCAGAUCGAGUGCGAGUUUCAAGCACAGCCAGAAUCCAGACCCCUGUCCCCACUGUCAGCCUCCGAACAUACAGGUUCCUCUUCCCACUGCAAGGCUGGACCGAGGAGCAUCUCAGGGACCCCCCGAGGACACCUCGCUUCUCUCCAGGUCCUUCCUUAUAAUCCUCCUGUUCUCAGGGAGACUGAAAUCGGGGUGAGAUGGGAGGGGAUCUGGUUUAUUCACUUCCUAGGUCUGUUUUUUAUGGAAAAGGUGACCAGAGUUGGUGAAUGAUCCAGAUACCAAUUCCUCCCUGAAGGUGACAGUUCAAGAUUCCGCUGUUUGGUAUUCGGUUGAGGGAAGUAGCAACAUGGAUUAUGUACGUUUAAAAGGAAAAGGAUUUAAAAUAAGCAACUGCAUCUCUAUUUAUUAGUAUAUCCUACGAUCUUCCACCAACACUUUCCUCUGUCUUUCGAAAGCAAUUUCUCCCUUAAGCCGCAGAAGCCAUCGGCUACGAAUGGCAAGUGUAGGUCUUCCCCGGGGGGUGUGGGGGGGGCGAGCCAGGGAAAGGACUCCCCUGGAUUCGUCAGAACUCUUCAAGACGGAAAUGGUUUUCUGAGCCUGGUAACGUGGAUCUGGAUUAAAGCUAAGUCAUGCUAUGCUGUCGGUUCUUGUUUUAUUCUCCAAAACAACAUCUGUAUCAGGAACGGAAGGGUUGUGUUGAAGACUAAGUCCAAACUGUCAUUUUUGGUUUCAUUUGAAAACAGAUUUUUUGAUGAAGAUCGGCAAGAGGAGAACAUCUCCUCAGGGUUCAAAGUCCUUACAGACACCCUGAAGACAGUACAGCAGGAGUCGGGCACAUAGCGGGCAAAGACCUCGCUCACGUUGGCUCCUAGAGUGGAGCGUCCUUCGGGAAUGUGCUUGCUGCAAGGGGAAGAUGCUGCACGGUGACUCAGCAGCAGGCCCAGAGGAACAGCUUAGAAUAAACCCGGCUCGGCGAGGCCCCAGCACUCGCUGUCUGCAGAGAGCCCAGUCCGGGCGAGGCGUGGCCUUCCUCCGAGCGGCCGUGCUCAGGAAGGGCCUGCAGAGGGAGGCAGAGGCUCACAAAACACCUACAAUUUGCUGCCCCGGGCGCACUCGUGUCUUCAUUCCAGUUGUUUGAUGCCACUGGCUGCACUGUCUGUUUUGGUGAAAACCUCCAAGAAGUCACGCCUUGGGUAUUUCCGCAUCAGCGUCCUCUGCCACCCACCCUGGCACUGCAGACAAAUGGUUGCCGUGAAUGGUGGUGACAGUGCGGGCAGGGGAGGAGCUUGUCUGGGUGCCUGGGCCUCUGCCUGGCCAACCCCGAAAAAAGCAUUGCCUCUUUCUUAGACCCAGUAGGGAACCAGUCUGGCCGGGUGGGCAGAGCUCAGGGCCAAAGCGUGGAUGGGAAGGCAGGCGCACCUAAACGUCCAAGAGGGGCUGUUGCUUCUGAUCUGGGCAUCACACGACCAGGCUCCUUCUACACUUUGCCCAGCCCUGGCGGGUUCCUUUCUCCUCUGUGGGUGUCGUUAAUGUUUAUCUGCCCACAUCCCUCGGUGACCCCAGCGUAACCUCGGCCGCAGCGGGUGCUGCAGUGAUAGCAGUGUUCUCAGCCUGGCGUCCCUGUUUUCACGCACUGUCUGAACCUCGGUCUUUCCGUCAUGUUUACCAGCCACUUUCUGCCUCUUUGUGUUUCUGAGAGUUGUUUGGGUUUAUUUGUUCAGUUUUGGUUUUUAAUAAAGAUUAUUAUUUGGCCCAAGCUGAGGGUGCACACGGAACUCUUCCCAUGUCCAUGACAAGAAAAACUGUCUUUACAAACUUCCUGUCGUGGCACAGUAGCGGUGUGAGUUUUUGCACAUGCAGAAUUGUAAUGAAAACCCUGACCGUGUGGAUGGAAGCUGGAGUCUUGCUAUUUUAAAUUAAAUAAAUUAAUUAUUUUUC